AUUGUUGAACCUACGUUCCUGGUUUCAGUGCGACAGCGUCGCACAGCUACCUUAUUGAAAAUUUCACGAAGUGUAUGGUUAUACGGCAAAUUAAAUGAUGUACGUCCGCAAAAUCUUGCAUCUUAUUGGGUAUAUGCAUAUGGCGAAGCAAAGGUGUGA
Messenger RNA from Ambispora leptoticha, 159 nucleotides. Lineage: Eukaryota; Fungi; Glomeromycota; Glomeromycetes; Archaeosporales; Ambisporaceae. The record is from the annotation of a GenBank genome assembly.